UGAGGAUCAUAUCUUCCUGGAGAUAAUGGACAAUGAGUUUUUCAGAGACAGCGACAAUAGCUGGGUGGGUCCUCUUCCCUUCAGACACCCUAGACCUCUUCUUCCCAAUAACAGAGAGCAUGCUCUUACUCGUCUCUAUUCUCUUCGUCGGACUUUGCUGAAAAGACCAGAGAUGAAUCAGCAGUUCACAGACUUCAUGCAAAGGUUGUUUGAAAACGAUCAUGCAGAGUAUGCUGCUCCCCUAAGCAUUGAUCAGGAACGCUGGUAUUUACCAUACUUUGGGGUUUAUCACCCAAAAAAGCCCAACCAAAUUAGAGUGGUGUUUGAUUCCAGCUCUCAAUAUCAGGGUCUCUCACUAAAUAGCGUCCUUUUGACAGGACCAGACUUAAACAACAGUUUGUUAGGUGUGCUGAUUCGGUUCAGAAAGGAGCUUGUUGCUGUGACUGCCGAUAUACAGCAAAUGUUCCACUGUUUCACAGUGAGAGAAGAUCACAGAGAUUAUUUGAGGUUCCUGUGGUUCCGUGAUCAUGAUCUCGAAAAGGAUGUGAUUGAAUGUAGGAUGAAAGUCCAUGUGUUCGGAAAUAGCCCCUCCCCUGCAGUGGCGAUUUACGGACUUCAUCGGGCUGCCAAAGAAGGAGAGCUUAUGCAUGGAACUGACACUUACAACUUUGUGAAGAGAGAUUUUUAUGUGGAUGACGGUUUGAGGUCAUUUCCGACUGCUGCUGAAGCUGUCGACUUACUUCGCAGGACACAAGCAUCCCUGGCAGAAUCGAACUUAAGGCUCCACAAGAUAAUGUCAAACAGCCCAUUAGUGCUGGCAGCCUUUCCACCUGAAGACUGCGCUAAAGGUGUCAAAGAUCUUGAUUUUGGAGAUGAAACCAUACCAGCUCAACGUAGUCUCGGCCUGAACUGGGAAAUAUCAACAGACACCUUUACAUUCCACUCACCAGAUAACAGCAAACCUCUGACACGUCGUGGCAUUCUCUCCACUGUUAAUAGCUUGUAUGACCCUUUGGGCUUUGCAGCGCCUGUCACAAUUCAUGGUAGAUUCUUGUUAAGAGAGCUGUCAAAAGGAAUAGAAAACUGGGACGAGCCUCUCCCUGAAGAGAAAUGCAGGGAGUGGGAAAUGUGGAGAAAUUCAUUGCAAGACCUGGAAAGAGUUCAUGUUCAAAGGACAUAUAGCUUGAAGUCACUCUCAAAGGCAAAAUUUAAGGAGCUGUGCAUAUUUUCAGAUGCCUCCUUCAAGGCUAUUGGAGCAGUAGCAUAUCUUAGGAUAAUCCAUGAAGAUGGACAGAUCAACAUUGGUUUUGUCUUGGGUAAAGCUAAAUUGACACCUCCAGACGAACCUACAAUUCCUAGAUUAGAACUUUGCGCAGCUGUAUUAGCUGUUGAGAUAUCAGAUCUAAUCUUGGACGAGAUUGAUUUCGAACCAGACUCUGUAAAGUUCUUCUGUGACAGCAAAGUCGUAUUGGGUUACAUACACAAUGAAAGUAGGAGGUUUUACGUGUAUGUGCACAAUCGCGUUCAAAGAAUCAGGCAAUCCUCAAAGGCUGAGCAAUGGCAUUAUGUGCCUACCGAGCACAAUCCAGCCGACUGUGCGUCCAGGUCUGUUCCAGCUUCUCUUCUUACAGACUCCAUGUGGUUGACAGGACCAGACUUUCUUUCUAAACCUUCGGAAAGUGAGCUAACCUUGCAAGAGAACUUUGAGCUGGUGAACCCAGAGACAGAUUCAGAGGUUCGUCCUUUACCUCAAGCAAGCACUGCUGCCACUAGUAUAACUGAGAAAUCCCUUAACCCAGAACGUUUUGAACGCUUUUCAACAUGGAAGUCACUGUUGAGAGGAGUGACAUGCUUGAUCCACGUUGCCAGUUCCUUUCACUCUGAGUCUAAAGGACAGACAUGCACACAUAUAGGCUGGCAUAAGUGUCAUCAGCCUUACUGCCAGAGUGAGUUAGCCCAAGCUAAAAAGGUCAUUCUUCUAUCUGUCCAAAAGUCUGUUUUUCCUGAAGAGUACAGUGCUCUUAAGAAAAAUGUUGAAAUCUCUCAGAACAGUCCUCUGAUCAAGUUGAAUCCUGUUCUGGGUGAAGAUGGACUAAUCAGAGUCGGGGGUCGUCUAACACAUGCACCUGUGGUCAGUAAUGAGAGAAACCCCAUUGUCUUACCUGGACGUCAUCAUAUCUCCACCCUACUAAUUCGUCAUUUCCACGAUCAAGUGAAGCAUCAGGGACGUCUUUUCACUGAAGGAGCUUUGCGCACUGGAGGAUACUGGCUGAUUAAUGGAAAGAGAUCUAUUAGUAGUGUCAUACAUAAGUGUGUUGUGUGCAGGAAGUUACGUGGGAGUACAGAAAUUCAGAAAAUGUCUGACCUUCCAGAGGAACGUCUUAGUACAUCCCCACCUUUCACUUAUGUUGGCUUGGAUGUGUUUGGUCCUUUUUCAGUAUCAGCUCGUCGUACAAGAGGAGGUCACGCAGAGAGCAAGCGCUGGGCCAUUCUCUUCACUUGUAUGUCCACACGUGCUGUUCACAUAGAGAUAAUUGAAUCCCUUGACACCUCCAGCUGUAUAAACGCACUACGGAGAUUUUUUGCCAUUAGAGGGCCAGUGAAACAAUUUCGGUCCGAUUGUGGAACUAACUUUGUAGCUGCAAGCAAAGAACUGGGAUUCUCCAAAAUCAUGAAGGACCCAAAGAUCCAAGAAUACCUCACAAACUGCUCUUGCUCAUGGGAAUUCAAUCCGCCCCAUGCUUCACACAUGGGGGGAGCUUGGGAGCGUUUGAUAGGUGUAGUAAAGAGGAUUCUGGACUCAAUGUUGCUGCAGUACAAAUCUCGUCCCCUUUCACAUGAAGUCCUAUGCACUUUCAUGGCUGAAAUUUCAGCAAUAAUUAAUGCAAGGCCCUUAGUUCCAAUCUCCUCAGACCCUGACUCUCCUCUCAUUCUAACUCCUGCAAUGCUUCUGACUCAGAAGGUCGGUGUUCCACCAUCUCCUGGCAACUUCUCAGGUAGUGACAUGUUCAGGCAACAGUGGAAGCAGGUGCAGAGCCUUGCUGACAACUUUUGGUAUCGCUGGAGACGCGAGUAUCUCCCAACACUACAAAGUCGUUGCAAGUGGACUAGUACUCAACCUGGCAUUAAAGAAGGUGAUCUUGUCCUUCUUAAAGACAAUCAGAGCCCUCGUAAUGAGUGGCCUAUGGCUCUUGUGUCCAAAGUUUUUCCUAGCGCUGAUGGGAGAGUACGCAAAGUUCAGUUGAAAGUUACAAAAAGUGGAUCUGGAAAAGAUGUAAAGUAUCUUAGACCAAUUACAGAAGUUAUUCUUCUGUUGUCUAAUGACAAUUAAUACUUAAAUGAGACAUCCUUAGGAUGUCUGGCGGGGAGUGUUCUGCUCCAAGUUUACUUGUCACUUGUAUUGUAUGUAUAGUUGUUUGGUUUGGUGCCCCCUAGUGGCAGUUCUCCAGAUAAAAUAAGUGAUCACAUUUCUCAUGCAGUCAGCUCCUGAAUCUUCUGAUGCCAUCCUUUGUUUUGUGUUUGUAAAAGCAUCAUCUUUUUACUCUUAAUUCAUAAUGUACCUGGCAUCUUAUUAAACGUCAAAGACUAAGAUGAAUCCUGACUCGUCUGUACUUUAUGGAUGGAGUUUGGCUGGCUGUUAAAUUGCAUUGGUAGUUGCAAUGAGAACAGUAC
Messenger RNA from Misgurnus anguillicaudatus (oriental weatherfish), 3672 nucleotides. RefSeq lists its product as uncharacterized. Gene Ontology annotation, biological process: DNA integration. The record is from RefSeq and is a predicted model, not a curated record. Gene Ontology annotation, molecular function: nucleic acid binding. NCBI's taxonomy places the organism in Eukaryota, Metazoa, Chordata, Actinopteri, Cypriniformes, Cobitidae.